Messenger RNA from Danio aesculapii, 1576 nucleotides. RefSeq names its product muscle segment homeobox 3 (gene msx3). Gene Ontology annotation, cellular component: nucleus. The record is from RefSeq and is a predicted model, not a curated record. The coding region runs from base 105 to 929 and encodes 274 amino acids. The transcript is spliced from 2 exons. Gene Ontology annotation, biological process: embryonic morphogenesis; regulation of transcription by RNA polymerase II. NCBI's taxonomy places the organism in Eukaryota, Metazoa, Chordata, Actinopteri, Cypriniformes, Danionidae. Gene Ontology annotation, molecular function: RNA polymerase II transcription regulatory region sequence-specific DNA binding; DNA-binding transcription factor activity, RNA polymerase II-specific.
CGCUCUGCUUGGAGACCGAGGCAAGCGUCGCAAAAGCGCGACGGCAGAAGGGAAGCGCUGCUGGACCAGAGUAUAAUUCAGGACGACUCACAUAUUCUUGUUGUAUGGCCCCUCUAUCAUCCAUGAUGAAUUCUUUACAAGGGCCACUCUCCCAAGAAGGAAAACUACAGGAGCGCAAAAGCGCGGACAAAGAGGAGGCUCAAACCAACGAUAAAGCGUCUGUCAAAGGAUGUAAAGGCAAAGCGCUGAGUCUGCCGUUCAGUGUGGAAUCUUUAAUAUCAGACAGAACAAGCUCACGGACUUUAUACACGUCUUCUGAAGCUGGUAUUAUAUCUCCGACAUCCGGUGCGGAUGAGCGGCUGAGGCUCUCGCCCAUGGCUCUUUACGCAGAUAGGAAGAUCCCAGUGGAGAGCGUCUCCAACCUAUCCGACUGCAAGAGAGGAGAUAUGGAAGAACUAAGUGACAAGGGACAGUCAGGCUGGUUUCAGACAACCUCGUACACUUCUCCGCCAAGGCAUUCGAGUCCACCCCCCUGUACCCUCAGAAAGCACAAGAACAACCGAAAACCGCGGACCCCGUUCACCACCUCGCAGUUGCUCGCUUUGGAGAGAAAAUUUCGUCAAAAACAGUAUCUUUCUAUCGCAGAGAGAGCGGAAUUUUCCAAUUCACUCAACCUCACAGAGACUCAAGUUAAAAUCUGGUUUCAAAACAGACGAGCGAAGGCAAAAAGACUCCAGGAGGCCGAACUAGAGAAACUGAAACUUGCAACCAAGCCGUUAUUACCUGCGUUCGCCUUUCCGUUCCCACUCGGAACACACGUUGGUUCUCCACCCCUCUACGGACCGUCCAGCUCCUUUCCCAGACCCGCCUUACCAGUCCCGGGACUUUUCGGUGGACCAGUGACCUACGGAAUGUAUUAUUUGUCUUAACCGACUGAAGCACGUCCUUCAAUUCACCGUCUGUAACUGCUGCUGUUCUGCCAGUCAAAAGACGUGUGAAAUUGCAAAUAUGUUUUCUUUAUAGAACUUCAGCAAAUGCAAGAAUUUAAAAUAAAUUAUUUUUGUAAUCUACACGGUUUAUUUCAAAACUAACAGUCCCCAAAUUUGUUUUAAAAGUGCAAUGAAUAUUCCCCUUACAGAAGACUUUAUGCUGUAGUAUACAAGUAUAGCCUACAGACACACCACUAUGUGAAUAAUUGUCUUAGUCUCAGAGAAAAUAUCUCCAAGAGAUUAUUUAAGGGCACAACCGAUCUGGAAAGUUUCUAGAGCAGCAUCAUUUGUUGGUGAUGCGAAAGAAGCCUCCUAGUCUAUGCCAGUUCCCAAAAAGCUCUUAUAGAAACGACCUUAUAAUUACUAUGUUUUUUUACUUAAAGUGCUUGUUUCGAGUGACAGCAGAAUCUUUUCGUAAAAAUAAAAGUUCUUACGUCAUUUCUACUUUCCAUUGGUCUGCCCAAAUUCGGGCCUAACUGGAUUGUAAGAGCCCUUUUUUAAAAUGAAUCCAUGUAUUUUCACUCAAACCAAAUAUUUUGUCGUGUAUUACAAAGAUUGUGCUCAGAUAUUAAAAUUUGCAAAUUCUA